AUGCAAAUACAACAUAAAAAUAGAAAGCCAUGGACACCCGAAGAAAAAAAAAUUGCAUUUUCAAUAUAUUAUAAAUCUCCAUCAACCUAUAAGUAUAUGCGUAAGAAUAAAAUAACCCUACCAGGUGAAAGUACUAUGAGACGUUGGUUGCAAAGUAUUAAUUAUUCUCCAGGUUUCCCAAUUGAAUACAUGCAACAGAUCAAAUAUAAAGUUUCAUCAAUGAAUUACCACCAAAAAAAAUGUGUUGUUUUACUAGAUGAAGUUUCUUUAAUGAAUUGUCUAGAAUUCAACAAAGCACUUGAUUUUAUAGAAGGCUAUCAAGAUUUAGGGCAAUUUGGACGAUCUUCAGAUCCAUCCAAAAAUGCCUUAGUAAUAAUGAUUCGUGGCCUAUAUCAAAAUUGGAAAUUUCCAUUUGCAUUUUUCUUUAGUGGAUCUGGUGUAAAGGGAACAGACCUAGUUGAAAUAAUAACUGAAUGCAUAAAAAAACUGGAAGAAGUUGGAUUGCUGCCAGUAGGUAUUGUGUGCGAUCAAGGGUCUCAAAAUCGUAGGAUGUUUGAUUUACUUGGUGGGACAAAAACUGACCCAGUAGUCGACAUUAAUGGUAAAAAAAUAUGUCUAAUAUAUGAUGUCCCACACCUCAUAAAAAGUUUACGUAACAAUUUAUUAAACGGUGACAUAGAAAUUGGCAGUAAAAAAAUUUGUUUCCAAGAUAUCAAGGACACAUUUGCAAUUGAUGUGAAUAGUAAGACAGCUCGUUCAAUGCCAAAAAUAACAACAACUCAUUUACAUCCAAAUGCGUGGCAAAAAAUGUCAGUGAAAUAUGCAACUCAAAUAUUUAGCAAAUCAGUUUCAGCAUCAAUUCGUACAUGUAUCGCUACUGGAGAAUUAACAUCAGGCACAGCAGAAGACACAGCAGAAUUUGUAAUGCAAAUCAAUGACACUUUUGAUAUUUUAAACAGUAAAAGCUUAUACGACAAAAAUCCUAAUUCUCGGCCACUAAGUGAAGCUAACAAAAACUUAUUUCAAACUUUAAAAAAUACAUGUAACAUAUUCCUCGAAGCUAAAAAACUACAUAAAAACAAAAAUAUAAAGUCACAACCUCCUUGCUUUACCGGAAUUGUUUGGUCAAUCAACUCGAUUUUAGCACUGUAUGAAAUUGAAAAAUCAGAUGUAUUGAAUAAAUGUGAUACUGAAAAACCGUAUUUCUUAUUGACCAACCGUUUAUGCCAGGACCCACUAGAAAAUCUUUUUUCUAUAAUGCGGCAAAAGAACGGGUAUAAUCGUAAUCCAACUUCAAGGAUGUUCAGAAGUUGUUAUGCAAACAUUUGUACAUUUAGCCUUAUGAAAUGUUCAGAGUUGUGUAACUGUGAAGAAGACAAUGAUGUUUUUCUUACAGUUGAUGUUCUAUCUGAUGUGUCUAAUACUGAAGGAACCACUAUUGAACACAAAGAAGAUGAAGUAUUAGAUGAAUUAGAAAAUUCAUCAUCAAAUUCAAAUUCAGAUUGGUCUCCAAAUACAUAUGUUCCAGAAGAAACAACCACAUUAGAAACAUGUUCAAUUGUAUACUUUGCUGGUUAUUUAGUAAAAAAAUGUCUGGAUUUUUUCAACUGUAACAUCUGCUUAGAACAAUUAAUUAAAAACAAUGAUGAAAUGAACGACAAAAAUCAAUUAUUGAUUUUGAAUAAAACAUAUAGAGGUGUUAUUCAUGGAGGUUUGAAGACACCCACAAAUGAAUUUGUAAACAUAUGUACAAUGUGUUUAAAAUACUUUGAAAAAAAUUGGGAGUCUAUAAAAAGUAAAAAAGGAAUAGUAAAAACAUUAAUGCAGUCAAUAUCUUUAUCAGAUAUAAUACCCUCAUUCGACAGCCAUCCGUGCAAAGAACACUAUUUAUACAUUAUUCGCCUACUGUUUGUUACUAAAAUUUUUCAUACAUGUAAGCAAAUUAAUGAACAGUCAACAAUUAAAUCAAUAUCAUCAACAACUAAACCACAUUCCAAGUUAAGAAUUUUAAAUAAUCAAUGA
This is a messenger RNA of Macrosiphum euphorbiae (potato aphid), 2022 nucleotides long. The record is from the annotation of a GenBank genome assembly. Lineage: Eukaryota; Metazoa; Arthropoda; Insecta; Hemiptera; Aphididae.